GCCCGGCAGCAUUUCAAAGAAAACCUUCCGCGGACUUCGGAAGACUCUCGCACAAGGUGGGUAAGUGAUGAACAAAUAAAUAAGUAAAUACUUAUGAUAAACCUCCAACACCGGAUUCAGUCGUUAGAAAUAGUGACAAAUGUGUUUAAGUUACUUGUGGAAUGCGCACCUCAGCCACACAUAGAAUAUAUAAUAAUAAGCCCAGUCGUCCUGGACUUAUUAGAAAUGUAACUCCUCCGUUAGAGGCGCGUAAGAUGCGCUUCUAGUGUAACUGCGAUUGUGUUUGCGCUUCUCCUCCUCGCUGCCCGCUCUUGAGUCGGCAGUGAAAGCCGUCUGAGCCCAUGACGGCUCGUGAAGCGACUCGUUCUUGUCCUGAUCGUGGACUUCAUUGCAUCACAUUACCUUUAAUUAAAAUAAAUAAAGAAAAAAAAAAUCAAUCAAUCAGUCCUCGCUGGAUUUCAACUUGCUUUGGCAGAAAGACGUGACUUUAAUUUGUGGGCUAAGUGCUUUUCGCUCGUUUUCAAGGUAUCGCAUCGGGGCUGGGUUUCAGUGGGAAGCCCUUGUGUCACAAGUUGUGAGUUACUGUAAAAAAGGGAGUUGGGGACAUUUGCGCGAAGGGAACCGGUGAGAUCGAUCGAUCGAUCGGUACGAGCGCCGCCCAGCUGCAGCCCCACGUCGCGCCUUCAUACGGACACAAGGGUAGGAACCUGAUCAAGGCUCUUAAAGCAAGAGGUGGGAUUUGAAUUUGGACUUUUGAAGUGCUGCAGUUCCGAGCACCAUUCUACCUGCCAAUAGUUAAUUAUUGCGUAUGAAGUGGUUGCUGCUUCUAGAAUGCACAUCUGAUCAACCAUGGAUCACCUUUGAUGCCUUCUGAGAAGCUGAAAAUGAGCCUGUCCUACCAGGAGGUGGACAGCCUGGAGGGAGCCUCCUGUGUGUCCGAGCUGUCCAGUCGCACCUCUGGCCUGAGUUCCACUGGGAGCUCUGCAACCCUCCUGUCCUCCUUGAGCCUGCAAAAGAAGGUGGACCCUCAAGGAUACGAUGUAGAGUUCGAUCCGCCGCUGGAACUCAAGUACAAGUGUCCCAUGUGCAUGCUGGGUCUCCGGGCAGCUGUGCAGACGCCCUGCGGACACCGCUUCUGUCGCGGCUGCAUCGAGAAGUUUAUCCGUGAUUCGGGUCCCCGAUGCCCGGUGGACAACGAGGAGCUGCAGGAGGAUCAGCUCUUCCCAGAUAACUUUGCAAAGCGUGAGAUUCUGUCCCUCACUGUGAUCUGCCCCCACGAGGACUGCGACCAGAGGAUGGAGCUCCGCAAGCUUGACGGUCACAGGGCGCUCUGCCAGUUUGCCCUGGUGCCGUGCCCAAUGUGCCAGGACUCGGUGAGGAAGAACCAGCUGGAGGAACAUGCUGCACAGCACUGCCUGCGCUGCCUAGUCUCCUGUCCCAACUGCGCACAGAUGUUCAUUUACACAGAGAGAAAGGUUCACGAGCAGCUGUGUCCUCUGGCCGGUGUGGUGUGCGAGUACUGUGGUGUGGAGCUUAUUCGGGACCAGCUGGUGUCACACUACAACACCGAUUGUCUUAAAGCUCCUGUCGCCUGUCCCUGCAGCAGCUUCGGAUGUCAGGAAAAGAUGCAGCGCAGCGCCCUUGCACAGCACAUGCAGGAGUUCACACAGAUCCAUAUGCGGCACAUGGCAGACUACCUGCGCAGCCAGAGCAACGGCAGCAGCGUGCCAGCACCUCGGGAGCCCACGGACGGCAGAGGGGUGGCGAGAGCUAGGGGUUCCUGUGAGUGCAGUCAGCAGUGGCAGGACCUGCGCAAAAUUAUGCUGGAGCUGGAGGCCAGGCUGGUGCUGCAGGACCACCAGGUGCGGGAGCUGAGCAUCCGCAACACCACACAAGCCGCCCAGGUGGCAGAUUUGCGCAGACGACUGCGCUGCCUGGACGAGACGGUGCGGGAGCUUGAGGCACAGCAGUGCCAGGGGGUCUUCCUGUGGCGGGUGGAGGGAUUCUCCGCACUUCUGCGCAGCCAAGAGGCAGGCCAGCCGGUGGUCAUCUAUAGCCCUGCCUUCUACAUGGGUCGUCCAGGGUACAAGCUGUGCCUGCGGCUGCACCUGCAGACACCCAGUGCCCCAUGCUGGGCGAACUACAUGUCCUUGUUUGUGCACACCAUGCAGGGAGCGUUUGACAACCAAUUGUACUGGCCACUGCGGGGCACCAUCCGGCUAGCCAUCCUAGACCAGGCAGAGGGCCACCACUACGAGAGAGUGAUGGAAGCUAACCUGGACCUGCACGCUUUUCAGAGGCCCGUGCUCCCCUGCAACCCCAAGGGCUUCGGCUACGUGACUUUCCUCCACCUCCAGGUGCUGCAGGAGCACCAGUACGUGCAGGACGACACCUUGCUGGUGCGCUGCAAAGUUACUCCCUAUUGUGCCCCCAGCCUGCAGCAGGACACCUUUCAGUCACGUGACGCCGAAGUGUCUCUAUGAUCUCCACACCAAGAAGAGGUGCAGUGCAGGAAACGAACAGCUCAGAUUUAAAACAGUGCAAAAGCUUGAUGUGCCACAAAAAAGUAAAAUUUUAUACCACAGUUAAUGAGAUUUGGACUCUUCAGGGUCUUAAUAACAAAAUUAUUCCUUAUCAUUCCUGCUGUCACGUCUUAAAGAAUAUUCACCAGACAGAAUUCUACUUUAUGUAUUUUAAGGUGUUGUUCUGUACCUUUCAAAGAAAAUAAAAAUAUCAA
Scleropages formosus (Asian bonytongue) is the source of this 2737-nucleotide messenger RNA. RefSeq names its product TNF receptor-associated factor 6-like. The coding region runs from base 864 to 2483 and encodes 539 amino acids. Gene Ontology annotation, biological process: regulation of apoptotic process; lipopolysaccharide-mediated signaling pathway; regulation of canonical NF-kappaB signal transduction. Gene Ontology annotation, cellular component: plasma membrane signaling receptor complex. Lineage: Eukaryota; Metazoa; Chordata; Actinopteri; Osteoglossiformes; Osteoglossidae. The transcript is spliced from 9 exons. Gene Ontology annotation, molecular function: ubiquitin protein ligase activity; zinc ion binding; protein binding. The record is from RefSeq and is a predicted model, not a curated record.